Molecule: messenger RNA, 1526 nt
Organism: Trichoderma reesei QM6a
Lineage: Eukaryota; Fungi; Ascomycota; Sordariomycetes; Hypocreales; Hypocreaceae
Exons: 5
Coding region: 34-1425 (463 amino acids)
Biological process (GO): transmembrane transport
Cellular component (GO): membrane
Molecular function (GO): transmembrane transporter activity
Source: RefSeq, a predicted model, not a curated record
UCUUCAGGUCCAUCACUGGAGGACGGGGAAAUCAUGUCAACUACAACGACCGCCGUCCAGGUUGCACCGCCGCUCGUAGGAGAGAGCAUUGAGCUCGGGCAUCUAGACCCGGGCGUCUCCUCUGGCCGGCAACUUGGUCCCGAUUCCAAUGCGGACUCGCCGCAUGUCUCGGCCGGUGACAAUGAGGGUGACGAGCCACCGGCGGAUGCUCUCACGGAGGCCGAGAGGUGGAAUCGGCCCGUCAAGAACAUUGGCCGGCUUGCGUUUGCGUUUAUGUCGUUUGCCAUUGCGGGGAUGAAUGAUGCUGCUGUUGGCGCUUUGAUUCCAUAUCUCGAAGAAUACUACAACCUCUCUUACACCGUCAUCUCCCUCAUCUUCCUCACCCCCUUUGUCGGCUACUCCAUCGCCGCCUUCACCAAUGCCCGCAUUCAUGUCCGGCUCGGCCAGCGCGGCGUGGCCAUCAUGGCGCCCAUAUGCCACCUCAUUACCUUUGCUGCCCUGGCUUCUCACCCGCCGUAUCCCGCCCUCGUGGUGUGCAAUGCCAUUAGCGGCUUUGGCAACGGCCUGACGGACGCGUGCUUCUGCGCGUGGGUCGGUGCCAUGGACAGGGCGAACACGAUUCAGGGCUUUCUGCAUUCUUGCUAUUCGUUGGGGGCGUUGUUCUCGCCGCUGAUUGCGACGUCGAUGGUUGUCAAAGGAGGGUUGCCUUGGUACACCUUUUACUACCUCAUGAUUGGCAUGUCUGGCUUGGAAUUCGCUGGGCUUGUCAUGUUCUUUUGGGACAAGACGGGCGCCGUGUAUCGAGAGGAGCAUGCCCGCGAGAACGCAGAUGCCGGGACUGCGGGCGCCGGUACUCGCGAGGCAAUGAAGUCCAAGGUUACCUGGCUUUGUGCCCUGUUCUUCUUUGCCUACAUGGGCGUGGAGGUUGGCCUUGGGGGCUGGGUCGUCACGUUCAUGCUCCGCGUCCGUCAUGCCUCCGCAUAUGCCUCAGGAGUCUCAGGCUCCGGGUUCUGGGCAGGCAUGGCGCUUGGCCGUGCCGUCUUGGGCUUCGUCACGGAGCGCUUCGGGGAGAGGCUCUGCUUGGCAAUCUACCUCGGCAUCUGUCUUGGUCUCCAGCUCCUGUUCUGGCUCGUGCCACAGUUUGUCGUCUCUGCCGUCGCCGUCGCCUUUCUGGGCUUCUUCCUGGGCCCCAUGUUUCCCGGCGCUGUCAUGGUGACGGCCAAGCUGCUGCCGAAGCGCAUCCAUGUGAGCGCCAUCGGGUUCGCCAUGGCGAUGGGAGGAACGGGAGGGACGGUGUUUCCUUUCAUCAUUGGUGCGAUUGCGUCUCAUAAGGGGGUGUCGGUGCUGCAGCCCAUCAUUCUGGGGCUGAUUGCGGUCAUUGCGGCGGUUUGGCUGAGUUUUCCACGGAUUCAGAAGCGAGACUGAGGUGAGCACCUCUUCACUUCAAACCUCAAGCUCACGGCAUGCAAUCUUGAUAAGUAAGGUAGUCUCUUGAAGGAUAUCGGUUCUUUUGACCAAUGGUACCU